This is a messenger RNA of Gymnodraco acuticeps, 6705 nucleotides long. RefSeq names its product solute carrier family 23 member 2 (gene slc23a2). The transcript has 16 exons. Gene Ontology annotation, molecular function: transmembrane transporter activity. NCBI's taxonomy places the organism in Eukaryota, Metazoa, Chordata, Actinopteri, Perciformes, Bathydraconidae. The record is from RefSeq and is a predicted model, not a curated record. The coding region runs from base 323 to 2461 and encodes 712 amino acids. Gene Ontology annotation, cellular component: membrane. Gene Ontology annotation, biological process: transmembrane transport; L-ascorbic acid metabolic process.
UUACGUCACAAGUGGAUGUGGGCAUGCGUGAGGACGAACGUCAACCCCGUGUCUUUAUGAAAGGCAAAAUCCCUCUGUGAGCAGCAGCUAUCUAAGGAACCGGUUGGUGUAGGAUAAGAAGAAGCUCGUCUCGGAAGAACCGGGCUAGAAGACGGUCUGAUCUGUUCACCGCAGUCCGCCCAGCGUUGGUUAUCCUUCGGCUACAAGCUAGCUGCAGCCUCCGCCUCCUCACCGUGCAACAACACACACCACGGGGACGAGCCGACGGACGUAACGUUAGCCGAGAAGGGAAGUGGGCUCCGGCUUCUCUUUCAUCAGGCAGAUGCUCCCAGCCGCCCAGCUUGACAGGAGUGAUGGGAUGUGUCAGCUAGCAGAUGAGGCAGUCCUCUGCGAUGUAAUCGGACUGAAGGAUUCAUCUACUGCAUUCACACCGGAGCGAGACAAAAGAGGGACAGAGGAGGAGAAGGACACGAGGAUGGGUGUGGGACAGAACACCACUUCUAAGUCCAUGGACAGCAGCAGUGAGGGAGGAAAACUUGAAGAGGAGAGCAAGCAUGGCACAGAUUUCUACCCUAUUCCGGUGGUGGUUAACGGCGUGGGCGGGGCCAGUGGAGACCAGGAUACUGAGAACACAGAGCUGAUGGCCAUCUACACUAAAGAUAAUCAAGGAGCAGAGAAGAGUUCAAUGUCUGAGACGUUGGAAAGCACAGACAGUGUUGACGCACGGAGGAUGGAUAUGAUCUAUACCAUUGAAGACACCCCACCCUGGUACCUGUGUGUGUUCUUAGGCUUACAGCACUACCUGACAUGUUUCAGUGGAACCAUCGCCGUGCCGUUUCUCCUGGCUGAUGCGAUGUGCGUGGGCUUCGAUCAGUGGGCCAUCAGCCAGCUCAUUGGGACCAUCUUCUUCUGCGUGGGGAUCACCACCCUGCUUCAGACUACACUGGGCUGCAGGUUGCCUUUGUUUCAGGCCAGUGCUUUUGCCUUCCUUGCACCAGCCAGAGCAAUCCUGUCACUGGACAAAUGGAAGUGUAAUAACACAGGAGAGGUUCCACUAUUCAACAGCACAGAGCUUCUGAACACAGAGCACAUCUGGCACCCCAGGAUACGAGAGAUCCAAGGGGCUAUCAUCGUGUCAUCUUUGAUCGAGGUGUGUAUCGGAGCGCUGGGUCUGCCUGGGCUCCUGCUGAGAUUCAUCGGACCUCUGACCAUCACCCCGACCGUGACGCUCAUCGGCCUGUCUGGGUUCCAGGCUGCGGGGGAGAGGGCCGGAAAACACUGGGGCAUCGCUAUGCUGACUAUCUUCUUGGUGCUGCUCUUCUCUCAAUAUGCCAGAAAUGUUCACUUCCCUCUGCCAGUCUACAAGCACAAGAAAGGCUGGACUUUCUACAGGCUGCAGGUCUUCAAAAUGUUCCCUAUCAUAAUGGCCAUCCUCGUGUCAUGGCUGCUGUGUUUCAUUUUCACUGUGACGGACGUUUUCCCGCCGGAAGUAGACAAAUACGGUUACCAAGCCCGCACAGACGCGCGUCAAGGAAUCGUCCAAGCCGCCCCGUGGUUUAAGAUACCGUACCCAUUCCAGUGGGGCUUCCCGACAGUAACGGCUGCAGGUGUGAUCGGCAUGAUGAGUGCUGUGGUGGCCAGCAUCAUCGAAUCCAUCGGAGAUUACUACGCCUGCGCACGUCUCUCCUGUGCUCCUCCACCCCCCAUCCACGCCAUCAAUAGGGGGAUAUUUGUGGAGGGGAUCUCCUGUGUGCUGGAUGGUGUUUUCGGGACAGGAAAUGGCUCCACCUCCUCCAGUCCGAAUAUAGGUGUUCUUGGAAUCACAAAGGUGGGCAGCAGACGUGUGAUUCAGUAUGGAGCUGCCAUGAUGGUGCUGCUGGGGCUCGUGGGUAAAUUCAGCGCCCUGUUUGCCUCCCUGCCCGACCCCGUCCUGGGAGCUCUGUUCUGCACCCUGUUUGGGAUGAUCACAGCCGUGGGACUCUCCAACCUGCAGUUUGUUGACCUCAACUCCUCCAGGAACCUCUUUGUUCUCGGCUUCUCCAUCUUCUUCGGCCUGACGCUUCCCAGCUACCUCAAAGAGAACCCAUUGGUCACCGGAAUAGUUGGCGUAGAUCAAGUGUUGAACGUGCUCCUCACCACUGCCAUGUUUGUCGGAGGCUCUGUAGCCUUCGUUUUGGACAAUACCAUACCUGGCACCGCUGAAGAGCGAGGCAUCAAGAAGUUGAAGCGUGGCACUGGUGUCAGCACAGCAGAGCUGGAAGGGAUGAGAUCGUAUGAUCUGCCAGUUGGGAUGGACUUUCUCCGCAGACACCCGGUCUUCAAGUACUUCCCCAUCAGCCCCACCUUCCAAGGCUACCAGUGGGGGAAGCUACAGGGAGCCUGCAGGCGCAGAAAGGGACAUGGGGAUGCAGUGAAGGGGGGAGGGGAGGGAGGCGCAGCUCCAGGGGAGAGUGGGGUAUAGCCAACAGGCUGGGGCCACAACAUCCAAAAUGUGGCUGAAGUUGGGGAGCAAGGGAUGGUACAAUAAGGUAAAUGGAUGGGAGAGUACAGGACUGAACGAUGCAGGAUUCGGGACUGUGUGUGAUGCACAAUCCCCCCCCCCACCCCCAGUAUGUGUUUUCUUUAGCUCGUGCCAGUCUUUUCCCACUUACCACUAUGCUAUUUAAAGCAUGCUAUAGCAAGUCACAGCAUGCUAUAAAAUAUGUCACCAAUGCAGAGGUUAGUUGGUGUGUGUGCAUGUGUGUUUGCAUUAAGAGAAAAACUUCUUUGUGCAUUAUUUUAAUUGCACUAUAAUCCAGGAGGAGACAGGUGGACAUCAAACAUUCAUGCUGAAUGUUUGGAUCAUUACUUGCUAAUUUAACAACAUUAUAAAACAUAUUUUACCGAAAACUCAGUAGAUUAUGUCAAUCGAGGAUUAUGCAAAAUUCCUGGUAUGGAUCAUCCGCCUCUUAACUUGUUAUGCUGCCUCAUUAGAGACACAUACACACACAUGUGCUCACACACCUUCAGCCUCAACAAAACUAGCUUGAGCGCUACAAUGCACGUUGGGUCAUACAGAUUGAUGGGAGUUGUUUGUCAGGUGCCCUUAGCCAUGCAAAGUGAUUGUGAGUUUUUUAUUUUUGCACUAUCUGCCUCCUGAGUUCAAAAGCAGAAUGUCUCUCCGCAGCUCAUGCCCCCGUUUCUUCAGCUAAACCGAAGAACCGGUUCUGAACCUAAAAAGCUCUAGCACGGAGCUUGAACCAGAGUUGCGUUGGUGUGAAUGAGGUAUCAGAGACCUGUUCAGCACACAAAACAUCCACUCAUCUCGCGGUAAAGAAACUCGCAUCCCCCAUUUCUCUGAAGCAGUAGACGCUUCAGUUUUAUCUUCACAAAACCAGUUUACAUCUCUUGACAAUGUGUCAAUAUUAUGCAUCAGUAACUAAAAUGACUUUUCACACUUACAAAACAAAUCCUUUUUGUAUUACAAAACUACAAAACAAGCUCUACCCUUAAAUAGUACCCCACCGACACUUUCCAAACCCACUUUACAUACAGUAAGCCUGUACAUGAUUGUACUAGGAAGUAAAGGUGGUGGUUUUGUCUGGAUAUGGAGUAUUUUCAAAUAACAGAGGGGUUUGGGAGAGUUUAAUGUUAUUGCAGUUUGAUGAUUAUUAAUUUCCCUACAUUCCUCCUCUUCCUAUCUGCGCUCCCUCGCAUGCCUCCCACUUUUAUCCCUCUUUAAUUAACUGCUGAUGUUUGUCUCUGUCUGUUGUAGUUCAGGUUGUGGCGGUACAUUUAGCUGAGUAAAGUUUAAUGAGUAAAGUUUCAGAGCAUCAGCAGCCUGUUACUUAUUAGGCCUGAAGAGCUUGUCUCUAAUUCGACACUUUGUGCCUUUUGUGUUUUUAAUUGGAAAAACAGCGAUUUUAAAAAUGCCAUUAAAUAUUUUGCAGAGAUAUAAUCUUGGUAAAUGAUGAAACAAGUAUUUGAAUGAGAAAAACGACAGCUAAUACACUAAAUAUUUAGUUUUCUACUAAACCUAAAAGCUCUUUAUUUUUUAUUUCAUCUGAUUGCGUGUUUCCCACAUAGCAACACUUCUUUUACAAGUAUUGGCUUUUUAUUGCUAUUUAGAAACUUAAAAACAUCUCUUCCCAAAUGUCCUCACUUUUUUUAUCUACGACGUUAAAGCUAUUUAUUUAUUUAUGAGCAGAAAGUGGAUGUUUAGAGAUUACCUGAAGCAGUUUUCUGUUACAAAAUGUUGAAAGUAUAUUUAUUAAUCUACUUGUUCAUGCCCCCUAAAGAUCGGUGUGAUGGCGAUGGACCACCCUCAGCUACAGGCGUGUGUUUAGAAACUCACAGCUGGCGUCAGCAUUUCUUUCUAAAAAUGGUUCCUAAUAUAAGCUGCUUCUAUUUCAUUCCAUUUAUAUCAUGAUGUUUUAAAAAAUAGAAAAACACUUAAAUGUUACAACUGGAUAGCUUAGUCAAGCUUCAUUAUCAAUGCCUUUUUGCUACAAGUACUGUUUGCACAUGUAAUGGUGCCAACAAGAUCAGGGUGUCAGAGUGAGAAACGCUAAAAUGUCAAAAGUAUAAGUAUGAACGUUGUUUUGUUUAAUGACCUGAAAUCAAGGGGCUGAUUGUGAUUGAACAGUUUUAGACCUUUGUCUAGAACAGCAUGGUUAGCUGUGGCCCCAGUUAUGACUUCGACACCUACAACAAUACUAUUCUUGUGAUUCGAUCGCAAAAAGAAUCAAAACAUUAAAUUGGGUCUUUAAAGAUAUUUAGUGAUCUUGUAAAUGUCUUGUGCCGCUGGGUAUAAUUAAAAUGUUUGCUCAGGACCAAGUUAAAAUCUUAUAUUUCCACAGGCUGUGAUGCUCCUCCUUGCUCUACUACUUUGCUAGAUAACAUUGAACUAGCCUGUAGAACUAUGAAAUCGAGGCUGUCAAAAUGUGUUUGACUUUUAAUCACAUACAUUGUUUUCAAAUUUAAAUAUACUUUAUAAAGAAAUCUUGCAAAUCUAGUGUACAUUCAGGCCGUACCAACGUACACAAAUUCAACAUACUAUGCAGUUGGAACGCCCUACAUAGUCAUUUUAUGUAAUACUUAGUGUGAAUAUAUUAGAAUAUAUAUUUGUAUGCAUUUUGAACACAGCCUAAAGUCCAGACACUACAGGGGCACCAUUUUUCAGGUGUAUGUAGUUUAAGUUAGAAAAUGGUGGUAAUAAUUGCUGAAAUUCAGGUCACAAACUGAUGGCUUGCAGUCUGUGGAAAUGUUUGAUUUAAAUGUUGAUCUCAUGGCGGAGAAAGAAAAGACUCGUCAGGUCACAAAGUAGGCUUGACAACCCGCUACUGAUGUGUGCAGAAACUGAAAAUCUAAAACCUCACGGUCAUCAUCUUAAUAUGUGCUGUGGAGAUGAUGUUCACGUGAGAGGUCAGAGAGGAGACCCCUCAUCCUAAUGCUUCUUCUUUUACAGAGGAGAGCAAUUGAGGUGAUUUGACUUUUUCAGCACACCUUGCAGUGAUUCUGUAGAUCAUGGCAUGCACAGAUAAAAAUCACAUGCACAAUGUGUCACUUUGUUUUCUGGGUCAAAUGUUCCUCUCCACACUCACAUACAAACUCUGUUUAACUCCUCAGUCCUGCAGUGUACUGGUGUCCUCUUAUGUUUACUGUACCUGGUUUUCUCCCAGGAACUCUUACUGUUAAUGUUACUGGGUGCAGGACACCGGCUGGCCACCUUAUUAAGACUCUGUUGGUUGUUGUGAGUGAACCUGCCUUAUCACCUAACAGCAAAAUGUAUUUUUGCCCACAGGCAGCUUCCUCUUGUUUUUAGCUUUUACCCUCCAGUUUGUAUUGUACUUUCUUAUUGAUCACAUAGUUGUUACAGUUAGAGUGAAAACUCUUUGGAUUUCACAAGCACAUACUCUCUUGUCCUUGAAUCACACACGAGUUAGAAUAACCAGCAGCUCUUAGGAUGGUGGCCAUAAGGUGAAAAACACAAAGAAAUCUAUCCCUUUCAGUUAUUUUGAAGGGGGUGCUACCUUAAGAAUAUACUUGUGUAAAAGUGUUUUGUCUUUUUCAAUGUUUUUUUUUUUUUUUUUUAAUGUCAAAUAUUUGUAAGAAACAAAUCAUACUUUUUUAAUCUUAAAUCAUGCUGGAAAACGCACCAUUAUGUUGUACUUUUUAUUUGAAAAGUAAAUACAUGUCGAUCCUAUUUUGAAUCUGUGGUUUGGUGGAAUCCUUUCUUGUGUUUUUGUUUGGACCUUUUCAUAACGCAUUUUUUACUCUUAACAUUGCUUUCUGUUCAUGUUAACACAUUACCAGUGUAUAUAUAUAUAUAUAUAUAAAAUAACAAGAUGAGACUUUAAAUAGAUGUAAAAACAUGUAUAUUUAAUGCAGUAAAGUUUGCUAAACCUUCUGGAAGAGAAAUUGUGUAAACUAAUUGUAACAACAAAAUGUUUUAUUCGUUGUUCCUAAAUCUAUUUAAUAAGAUGUUGCUGAAUGAAUGCAGUCUUUUGUCUUUUUUGCAAUUAAACUCAAAUAUGUCAGUUCUGUGACGGUUAGAAAUGCAUUUUAAAUACCAGUACAGCAUUUCUAUAGAAUACAGUGUAACCCUGUUAAAGGACAUGAUUCAGGUAGCAAAGCCUUUUUUUAUUUAGAUACAAAUAUAGAAGAAUGUACCCUUAAAUAAUACAAGUAAUAUUGUACAGUUGGAGAUAAAAAAUUAUUGCAAUU